CGUCUCCCAAACGGAGCUUAACUCUGGAAAACCACAGUAGAUGAAGUUGGGUUCGACGAAACAGAAUGACAAGGACAUACAUAGCCAUAAUUUAUACUGUAUUUGUUAUUUAGCAGUUAAACUACCGUAAACCCUAAGGAUUUAAGUACACUCCAAACUCUAGCUGUCUCUUCCUCAGCAGAACUCCCUCCCUCCUAUAUUUCUCACUCUCCUCUCCCUAUUUAUUCUGUCUCUAAACCCUAGCAGACGCAUUUUCUAGUUAAAGUUGAGCUCCAGCUUCGCCAAUUUCGGGUUUGGAAUUCAAUCGUUAAUCCAGUAGUAUUCCGUCUAUGGAUCUUCCAAGCCUAGCUUUGAUCCUUCGCGCUGCCCUCAGCCCCAAUCCCGAUGAACGCAAAGCUGCUGAGCAAAGUCUCAAUCAGUUCCAAUACACGCCUCAGCAUUUGGUGAGGUUGCUGCACAUCGUCGUGGACAAUGAUUGCGAUAUGGCAGUUCGGCAAGUUGCUAGCAUUCACUUCAAGAACUUCAUUGCAAAGAACUGGGCACCUCAUGAGCCUGAUGAGCUAUCAAAGAUUUCUCAAAGUGAUAAGGAUAUGGUGAGGGAUCAUAUCCUUGUGUAUGUUGUGCAGGUUCCUCCUUUAUUGAGGGUGCAGUUGGGUGAGUGCCUCAAGACAAUUAUCCAUGCUGAUUACCCAGAGCAGUGGCCACGUCUUCUGGAUUGGAUAAAACAUAAUUUACAAGAUCAGCAAGUUUAUGGAGCUCUGUUUGUAUUGAGGAUACUUUCUAGAAAAUAUGAGUUUAAGUCAGAUGAGGAGAGGACCCCUGUUUAUCGUAUUGUUGAGGAGACAUUCCCACAGGUUCUCAGUAUUUUCAACAGUCUAGUCCAGAUUGCAAAUCUAUCAUUGGAAGUAGCAGAUUUAAUCAAGCUUAUUUGCAAAAUAUUCUGGUCAUCAAUAUAUUUGGAGAUUCCAAAGCAACUAUUUGAUCCAAAUGUCUUCAAUGCUUGGAUGAUUUUAUUCUUAAAUGUUUUGGAGAGGCCUGUUCCUGCAGAGAGUCAACCUGUAGAUCCUGAGCUUAGGAAGUCAUGGGGUUGGUGGAAGGUGAAGAAGUGGACAGUUCACAUUUUGAACAGGCUGUAUACUCGAUUUGGAGAUUUGAAAAUUCAAAACCAAGAAAACAGAGCUUUCGCUCAAAUGUUUCAGAAGAAUUAUGCAGGGAAGAUUUUGGAGUGCCAUCUGAAUUUGUUGAAUGUGGUACGUGUUGGUGGAUAUUUACCUGACAGAGUUACAAACCUAAUUCUGCAGUAUCUAAGUAACAGUAUAUCAAAGAACAGCAUGUAUAAUCUUCUGCAACCACGACUUGAUGUGCUUCUUUUCGAGAUAGUUUUCCCUCUUAUGUGCUUCAAUGAUAAUGAUCAAAAGCUUUGGGAUGAAGACCCUCAUGAAUAUGUCAGGAAAGGUUAUGACAUUAUUGAGGAUUUGUACAGUCCGAGAACUGCUUCUAUGGAUUUCGUUAGUGAAUUGGUUAGAAAACGUGGGAAGGAGAACCUUCAAAAGUUUAUUCAGUUCAUUGUAGAAAUUUUUAAGAGGUACGAUGAAACACCUGUAGAAUAUAAACCCUAUCGACAAAAAGAUGGUGCCCUACUCUCUAUUGGAUCACUUUGUGAUAAACUAAAACAAACUGAACCUUACAAAUCUGAGCUGGAGCACAUGUUAGUACAACACGUUUUCCCUGAGUUUAGCAGCCCCGUUGGUCAUCUCAGAGCAAAGGCAGCUUGGGUUGCAGGACAAUAUGUUCACAUUAACUUCUCAGACCAGAACAAUUUCCUUAAAGCCUUGCACAGUGUUGUGUCUGGGUUACGUGAUCCAGAGCUUCCUGUUCGUGUUGAUUCAGUUUUUGCACUGCGAAGCUUUGUUGAAGCUUGCAAGGACUUGAAUGAAAUCCGCCCUAUACUUCCUCAACUUCUUGAUGAGUUCUUUAAACUAAUGAAUGAGGUGGAGAAUGAGGACCUGGUUUUUACUCUAGAAACUAUAGUGGACAAAUUUGGUGAAGAGAUGGCACCCUAUGCUUUUGGUUUAUGCCAGAAUUUGGCUGCUGCAUUUUGGAGGUGUAUGAACACUGCAGAAGCUGACGAAGAAGUUGAUGAUCCUGGUGCUUUGGCAGCAGUUGGUUGUUUACGAGCUAUAAGCACAAUUCUUGAAUCAGUUAGCAGACUUCCUCAUCUUUUUGUCCAGAUUGAGCCAACUUUGCUACCUAUAAUGCGUAGAAUGUUGACAACUGAUGGUCAAGAGGUGUUUGAAGAAGUUCUGGAAAUUGUUUCAUAUAUGACCUUUUUCUCUCCAACAAUAUCUCUGGAUAUGUGGAGUCUUUGGCCUUUGAUGAUGGAAGCAUUGGCAGAUUGGGCUGUUGACUUCUUUCCAAAUAUUCUGGUUCCCUUGGACAACUACAUAUCAAGGGGUACUGCACAUUUCUUGACUUGCAAGAAUCCAGAUUACCAACAAAGCCUUUGGAUUAUGAUUUCAUCUGUCAUGGCAGAUAGAAAUUUGGAGGACAAUGAUAUUGAGCCAGCACCAAAGCUGAUUGAGGUUGUUUUCCAGAAUUGUAAAGGUCAGGUGGAUCAAUGGGUUGAGCCAUAUCUGAGAAUCACUGUUGAGCGGUUGCAUCGAGCAGAAAAAUCAUACUUGAAAUGUCUUCUCAUUCAAGUGAUCGCAGAUGCCCUUUACUAUAAUGCAGCUUUGACGCUGAGCGUACUGCAAAAGCUUGGUGUUGCUGCUGAGAUUUUCAACCUUUGGUUCCAGAUGUUGCAACAAGUGAAAAAGAGUGGUGCACUGGCUAAUUUUAAAAGGGAGCAUGACAAAAAAGUUUGUUGCUUGGGGUUGACAUCACUACUGGCCCUUCCUGCGACUCAAUUACCUGGAGAGGCCUUAGAACGUGUUUUCAGGACCACUCUUGAUCUCCUAGUUUCAUACAAGGAUCAAGUUGCAGGUCUCUGUGACUUCCCCCUUCUUCCAGAAGCUGAAAAGGAAGAAGCAGCUGAAGAUGAUGAUGAUAUGGAUGGUUUCCAGACUGAUGAUGAAGAUGAUGGUGAAGGGUCUGACAAGGACAUGGGAGUGGAUGUCGAGGAUGGGGAUGAAGCUGACAGCAGUAGACUUCAGAAGUUAGCUGCGCAGGCAAAGGCUUUCCACCCACAUGACGAUGACGAUGAGGACUCAGAUGAUGACUACAGCGAUGAUGAAGAGUUGCAAUCACCAAUUGAUGAGGUGGAUCCUUUCAUUUUCUUUAUGGAUACUAUCAAAGUCAUGCAAGCAUCAGAUCCACCGAGGUUUCAGAAUCUUACACAGACACUGGACUUCCGCCACCAAGCUCUAGCCCAUGGUGUUGCCCAGCAUGCUGAACAGAGGAGAGUUGAGAUUGAAAAGGAAAGAAUGGAGCAGGCAUCGGCUACUGUUGCUUCAUAACUUAACCAUUGAAUACAUCGUGGCUUACAUUUGCAUUAGUUUUGCAUUAACUGCAUAUUCCAUUUAUUCAUAGAUGGAUGGAGAGUUGUUGCCAGUCUCUCUGAAGCAGUGGUUCAAUGGUCGUCGAGAUCAGUAAGCCCUGGAAGUGUUUUCAGGUUCAGAUUAUUGGUACACUGCAGGCCUGAGUUCCCAAAUGCUUAGUGAGUUGUGGGAUUGGGAAUUUUUUGCUGUAAAUCUACCAUGGUUUCGAGGCAUUCAUUUUUAUUUUUAUGAGUCUGGCCAAUUCUAUGCAGAAGAAGCCUAUCUCAUUGCGUUUUGCAUUGUCUUUUUGUUUUUGAUUUUUUUUCCCUCCCAAAGAAGUUUUACAUUUUGGGGUGUCUAGUUUGUCACUGUGUCUAUGCGAUUGCUUCUGGGAUGUUGGCAAGUUAUCCUCGGGAGGGGCUUUAGGAGUAGUAUGGUAGUGUCGCAUGGAAAUCAUUUAGGAAGGUGGAUGAAUGUUAUAAAUUUUUUGGUUAGGGGUUAGAAAAUAUUCUUUUUUUUAUUUUUUAAGAAAAAUUUUGUAAUGAGUAUAGUCUACGAAACACUAUUAAAAUAUUGGUUUAUGGGCUUUUUGGAGUUGGGGUUUAUUGCUUUUUUGGUUUUCUUUAUGUUUUUUUUUUUUUUUUUUGGGUGGUGGUUUCUGGAGCUUUAGAGUGGCGGUGGCUACAGAUUGUAAAGUAGUUAAAACAUUCUUAUAUGAUGUGGUUUAAUGAAGAGGAAGCAAUUGGUUUGCAGGCA
Messenger RNA from Manihot esculenta (cassava), 4232 nucleotides. Its product is annotated as importin beta-like SAD2. Gene Ontology annotation, molecular function: small GTPase binding. The coding region runs from base 330 to 3455 and encodes 1041 amino acids. NCBI's taxonomy places the organism in Eukaryota, Viridiplantae, Streptophyta, Magnoliopsida, Malpighiales, Euphorbiaceae. The transcript has 22 exons. The record is from RefSeq and is a predicted model, not a curated record. Gene Ontology annotation, cellular component: nuclear envelope; cytosol. Gene Ontology annotation, biological process: protein import into nucleus.